Labrus bergylta (ballan wrasse) is the source of this 3193-nucleotide messenger RNA. It is a transcript of the gene musk, whose product is annotated as muscle, skeletal, receptor tyrosine kinase. Gene Ontology annotation, biological process: protein phosphorylation; cell surface receptor protein tyrosine kinase signaling pathway; positive regulation of phosphatidylinositol 3-kinase/protein kinase B signal transduction. Gene Ontology annotation, cellular component: plasma membrane; signaling receptor complex. Gene Ontology annotation, molecular function: Wnt-protein binding; ATP binding; transmembrane receptor protein tyrosine kinase activity. The record is from RefSeq and is a predicted model, not a curated record. Lineage: Eukaryota; Metazoa; Chordata; Actinopteri; Labriformes; Labridae.
ACAGAGCUCAUGGCUGUCCCUGGCUAAGACGCACGCAGACUCAUAGUGUAAAAACAAACCAAGUGAACUACCAGCACCGUCUUCUUAUCUGUCAUGGGAAUUUAAUCACCAGUUAAGACCGUACUGGUUAAUACGCUUUGUAAAGACAGUUCCUUAAGAGAGCCAGAAUGAAGAUUGUGGAAACUAUUUCAGUCGUCAAAAUCCUCUCUCUGCUGGCUCUGGUCACCUCAAGUUACGGGACACAAAGAGCACCUCGGAUCAUCACCUUGUUAGAGACAAUGGAUGUUCUUCUGGAUCACAAUGCCACCUUCAUCUGUGAGGUAGAGUCCCGUCCUCCUGCUGAAAUCACUUGGACAAAAAAUAAUCACCAGAUAAUGUACUACGACCCCCGGUACACUACCAGAGAACAGGGACAGAUGCUAAUCAUCCCUCGUGUUAGAGAAUUAGACAACGGAGAAUAUUGUUGCAUCGCCAGUAAUGGCAUUGGAGAACCAGCCAAGAGCUGUGGAGCGCUGCAGCUGAAGAUGAAGCCACAGAUUAAACGCCAUCCUACCAAUGUAACCCUUCUGGUAGACUCCAAAGCAGUGUUGCCCUGUGUCACCCUUGGUAACCCCAAACCUGAUGUGACCUGGCUCAAAGAUGAUGAACUUAUCAAGAUUAGUGACCGUGUUACCAUUCUUGACUAUGGCGCACUGAAGAUCCAUAACAUACAGAAGGAGGAUGCUGGGCAGUAUCGCUGUGUGGCCAGGAAUAGCUUCGGUUUGGCCUUUUCAAAGCCUGUGACCAUAGAGGUACAGGCCCCAGCACGAAUCCUGCGUGUUCCAAAGGAGAAGAGGGUUGCAUAUGGCAGCCAGAUUUCCCUUGAGUGUAAUGCCACAGGAAAUCCAAUCCCCACCAUCACCUGGCUGGAAAAUGGGAAUACUAUCUCAGGUGCAUCAGUGGAAGAGACUCUUUCAGGAGAGAUAAUCCUGUCCGUUCUUAAAGUGACAGUGAACAAGCCGGCGCUGUAUACUUGCCUUGCCUCCAACAGACAUAGUGCUGGAGCUAACACCGUCAAAGCAACUGCAAGAGUCACUGUGGCAGAGUGGAGACUCUACAAGGGCGUUGCAGGCUACUGCAGUGCGUAUCGUGGGGAUGUCUGUCGUAAUAUCCUGCAAGACGAUUUGCUGGUGUUUUUUAACUCCUCACUUUCGGACCCCGAGGACUUGCAGGAGUACCUGGUUCAGAGCUUGUGGACGGAGCUGGAGGGGCUCAGUAUGCUGUGUAGCCCUGCAGUCCGUUCACUGCUCUGCCACUCCUCUUUCCCUGACUGCAACCCUUCAGGGUUAGGACCGGCCCCUAAACCUGUCUGCAGAGAGCACUGCCUGGCAGUGAAGGAGCUUUACUGCUAUAAAGAGUGGUUACUAUUGGACAGCAGCCGGUCACUGCAGCCUGCUCUCUUCAGCUCUGUCACUGGCUCCCAAACUUCACUGCUGCCCAACUGUCAGGCCUUACCAAGUCUUCACACGGACCCCGAUGCCUGUACACAUGUCCCUUUUGUAGACAUCAAGAGGGAUCAAAUUACAACAACAUGUUACAAUGACAGAGGACGUUUCUACCAAGGACUUGUGAAUGUCACCAGGUCGGGGACACCAUGUCAGUCAUGGAGCCAGCAGGUUCCCCACCAGCACCGCCUAUCUGUGGAUGUGAUCCCAGAAUUGAAGAAAUCAGACAACUACUGUAGAAACCCUGGAGGAAUCAACAACAAGCCCUGGUGUUUCACCUCAAAUCCCAACAUACGCUGGGAGUACUGCGCUGUGCCCAAGUGUGGGGAGACAAGCAUGGCACCAGUGAUGAAGUCGGAGUCACCAGGUACUCGCCAGACUUCGCGCCUCCCUCCCAUGGCAUCCUCCCCAGCCUACUCCAUGUCUGUCAUCGUCAUCAUCCUGACUUCACUCGCAGCUGCAGUCUUCCUCGCCAUCGCCAUCCUCGCCUGCCGUAGGCGGAGGAAGCAGUGGAGGAACAGGAAGAGAGCAAUGGAGACCCCAACCAUGAGCGCUCUUCCAUCAGAGCUCCUGCUGGAUCGACUCCAUCCCAAUCCAAUGUACCAGCGGGUUCCCCUCCUGCUAAACUCAAAGCUACUGGCCCUCGAGUAUCCAAGGAAUAAUAUCCAAUAUGUUAGAGACAUUGGAGAGGGAGCCUUUGGACGAGUUUUUCAAGCAAGAGCACCUGGCCUGCUGCCAAUGGAGUCUUUCACCAUGGUGGCUGUGAAGAUGCUGAAGGAAGAAGCCUCCGCUGACAUGCAGAAUGACUUCCAGAGAGAGGCAGCACUAAUGGCUGAAUUUGACCAUCCAAACAUCGUACGACUCUUAGGCGUUUGUGCAGUGGGUAAACCCAUGUGUCUGAUGUUUGAAUACAUGGCUCACGGUGACCUCAAUGAGUUCCUGCGCCGCAGAUCUCCAACGCAAUCCGUGCGCACCCUCAGUCGUGCCAGCCUGUCGGGUCGUAGUUUCUCCCUGGAGCUGGAGGCAGUGUCUCUCUCCUGUGCAGAGCAGUUGUCCAUUUCGAAGCAGAUCGCUGCAGGAAUGGCCUACCUAUCAGAGCGCAAGUUUGUCCAUCGUGACCUCGCGACUAGGAAUUGCCUGGUUGGCGAGGACAUGGAGGUGAAGAUCGCAGACUUUGGCCUCUCCAGGAACAUCUACUCAGCAGAUUACUACAAAGCCAACGAGAACGACGCCAUCCCUAUUCGCUGGAUGCCCCCAGAGUCUAUUUUCUACAACCGCUACACAACUGAAUCAGACGUGUGGGCAUAUGGGGUGGUGUUGUGGGAGAUUAUCUCCCAUGGCAUGCAGCCAUACUACGGAAUGGGCCAUGAGGAGGUGAUUUAUUAUGUGCGUGAUGGCCACAUCCUCUCCUGUCCUGAGAAUUGUCCUAUGGAACUGUACAACCUGAUGAGGCUCUGUUGGAGCACACACCCUUCAGACAGGCCCAGCUUCAGUAGUAUACAUCGGAUACUGGAACGUAUGCAUCAAAACACAUUAAGUGUCAAUUCUGAAACUGAGGCUGACUGCUAAAGUGGGAACUCUUUUGAGAAAAUUCCAUGUGCAAAAACACAUUGUCAUUUGUGGUCUUUGGUGCCUUAAAGAGGACAUAUGAUCCCCCUUUUCUACCGUUUCAAACAGUCUCCUGUCGUCUAAAUGAAACAUCUGUGCUG